Molecule: messenger RNA, 3017 nt
Organism: Boleophthalmus pectinirostris (great blue-spotted mudskipper)
Lineage: Eukaryota; Metazoa; Chordata; Actinopteri; Gobiiformes; Gobiidae
Product: zinc finger protein 177-like
Exons: 3
Coding region: 246-1202 (318 amino acids)
Biological process (GO): regulation of transcription by RNA polymerase II
Molecular function (GO): RNA polymerase II cis-regulatory region sequence-specific DNA binding; DNA-binding transcription factor activity
Source: RefSeq, a predicted model, not a curated record
AAGUAAGAGUAUUGCUACUUCAGUAAAAAUAUUAUUGAAGAAGUAGGAGUAAACUGCUAGAAAACUUCUUUACUAGUAAGUAAAUUUCAAAGUCGCCUACAGUAUGUAAAUCUGUAUCAUCAGACAGACAGGGCCCAGCAGGGGGCGACACUGUGCAGGCUGCAGGAGGAAGUCACGUGGCUGAGGUGGCAUUUUAAUAACUCCAUGGUGUGUGCUUCUCUUUGAGCUCAAAACGAGUUGUAAAAAUGUCUCAAAUCCACACGGGAGCCUUUAAGGAAGAGGAGGAGCCGUGUCGCUCCGAAGAGAACCAGAGCCGGGUCAGAACCGGACCGGAGCCUCUGGGCCAGGCCUUGAAGCCGGGAGGAGAGCUGCACAGAGCGGCUGUCCAAGCCCGCUCUCUGAAUCCUGGUUGUGGUCUGAACCAUGAAAUCCCAGAGACUCCUCAGAUUAAAGAGGAGGAAGAGGAGUGGAGCGUCAAAGAAGAGGAAGAGCAGCUGCCAGUGUCUGCCCCAGGGUUUAUCGUUGUGUGUGUGAAAACAGAAGAGUUUGAACAGACUGAGCACAAAGAGGAAACUGAGGAAGAGGAGACAUUUUUCCAACCAGAGACACAGGGACGCAUGGAGUCCUCCUCUGACACUGACGACGAUGACGAGUGGAGCGCUUCCUACAGCUGUUCAGACCCACAGACUGGAGCUCGUGCCUCUGUGAGCGAUGAAGACCUCUCAAGUGCUGCUGAAGUAACUAAAACCAGUAAAUACCAGUGUCCAUUUUGUAAAAAGAUCUCCGCGUCGAAACAGGCUUUACAGAAACACAUCCGAGUUCACACAGGAGAGAAACCUUUCGGCUGUUCAGUGUGUGAGAGCGCGUUCACACAAAAGGUCCAUCUGGAAAUCCACAUGAGGACUCACACAGGGGAAAAACCAUUCAGCUGUUCACUCUGUGGCAAAGUGUUCAGAGUAAACUCCACUCUCACAUCUCACAUGAGGACUCACUCCGGAGAGAAACCUUUCAGCUGUACAGUCUGUCACAAAUCCUUCUCCCAUAAAAGUCACAUCGCAGUACACAUGAGGACGCACACAGGGGAGAGACCUUUCAGCUGUUCACUCUGUAAGAAAACCUGCACCACCAGGUCUAAUCUCAGGUCACAUAUGAAAUACAGACACACACAGAAGGGGGAGACCUUACAAGCAUCCAGUCCGUGAGAAAAAAAUCUAAUCUGAUAAAAACCACAGAACAACGCACAAAGGGGGGAACCUUACAGCUAUUCACCUGUAAGAAAACCUUUACCAAAAAGUUUUAAAUUUAAAAUACGUCAAUAAAGGGAAAUUUGAGCUGGACAGGACUUGAGUAAUGAUGUAUUGAUGGCAUAGACUGUAUAUAUAAUGGACAUUUCUAACCUACUAGCCUUCACAUGGCAAAUAGAAAGUGAGCAUGGGUGUGAUUUGGAUCCAUCGACUCUGACUUCAGUUCACUUUCUAAAGAAAAAACGUUCCCCUUAUCUCUGUAACUACUGCUGUCAGACUCAUCAUUCUGGUCUUAAAAUGUUUGUGUUAGCCCACUCUACAUGAUCCUGGGGUUUUUAUUUUGCUAUUUUGUUUGUUAAUCAAUCACAUUAAUCUCAUUAAUAUCAGACCAAUAAGGUGCCUAUUUUCUCCGAGGUUACUCCCCCUAGCAUUAGCAACAGGUUUGACUGACAGCACUGUUAAGAGGGAAGGGGUUUUACCAUCAACAGCCUCGCUCCCGAUUGUCUCCAGUAGUCAGUAAUACUUUUGUUCAGUUUUCCAAAUUAGCUGCUCUAACUGAUGGCCUUGAUUGGCUUCAUCUGGCUGGAGCCAAAUGCUGUGGGUGACGUCAGACUCCCUUAUUCACGUCUUUAUACACACUAUGGUUGAUGGUUUUAAUUUUUAAAUCUGCAUAUUUAUAUGUAAUUUAGUAUAAUUUUAUAAUAAAUAAUAAUACAUUUUAUUUAUUAGGCGCCUCUCUGGACACUCAAGGUCGCCAUACAACAAUAAAUACAAAACAUAAAUUUAAAACCAUACAUAAAUUUAUCUAUGUAAUGUUUUGACCCAAACUGGCUGAGUUUGUGGACAUGUUUUUGAGGCCACUGAUGGAGAGUUUACACAUGGGACAGACAGAAAACUGUUAAACCUUCUCUAUAUCUCUGACAUCAGAUGCAGAUGUUUAAGGCAGUGUCUCCUAGUGCUGUACAAUUUAUCAAAAUCACAAAGUCUGCUCUAUUAUUUAGAUAAUAGAAUGUCCUCUGCUAAGAACAAAUUAUCCUGUCUUAAGAACAACCGUGUUGUAUCUGUAGUUUAGACCUCUACAAACAUGUUCUUAAAUGCAUGGUAUUCUUGUAUUAGUGCAGUUAUGUUUCAGUUUACUUGUGACCUGCCUCACGACUGUGUAGAGCAGGGUCUAUUCUGGACUGAAAAGAUGUCUUAUUUAUGGUGAUUGUGAUGCUGCACAGAGGGAAACAGUCGAUAUGGCAUCUGUAAAUAAGUCAAGAUCAGCUACAGUUCCAUUUGAACUCAGUUUUUUUUUUCCAAAGCACCAAUAUUGCACUAUGUUUGAUCUGUUAUUAUGUUUUCCUUCCUCAUCAAAAUACCUGGAGUUGUUUUGUUUGAUUCACUCAUUCACAUAUGUUGAACAUAUAAAUCCUGCUGCAUAUAUAGACUGUGUUCUUUUUUCAGAAAACAUUCUUCAUCCUCGAGAUGUCAUUAAGUGGUAAUACAAGAAAUGCUCCACUGUGUGUUUAAACUCCAUACAACUUUACUAGAAUCAUUUGGAUAAUUUCAUUUUAAAUUUUGAUCUUUGGGGAAUGCAGACCACCUAAUAAUCUAGGAUUAUUUUUUUGAUAAUUAUUGUUUUGUUAACGAAGCAAAACACAAGUCCGGGUCUGUUUUUGAGGAGCUAACAGCAUUAUAACAUGAGUAAAAGCUCACAGGAGUCAGUUCUGCAAAUAUAUAGGAGCCCACAUUUGACUCAAAAAUCUAUUUAUUAAAAGUCAAAAGUCAGAU